AUGAAGAGUCGAAUAAAAGACAUCAAUGUGAUUUGGUCCCUUCUUCUAUUUCUACUAUCAAAUGGAGUCGUCACAAAAACCCUGCUGAAACUCCCAACAACAGCACCGACGGGAUGGUUGAUAAGUGAUUUACGAUUUCAAAAUCUAAUAGGAGAUAGAGAGAAUGCAACACUACAACCAUCAAUAUAUAGUACAUGUUUUCAAGUGGACGACGGACACAGAAUCACCACGAACACAUCGAUCAGUCAACUCCGCGGGGAGCUCUUCGAACUAUUCCUCAACAUCCAAGAGGACAAUUUCCAUCGUCUCGUCACCCUUCAUCUCUACGUGGAACCUCCAAAUAAUUUGACCUACCACCAACACGCGAAAUUUCUUGCUACAGUAUACCAGUCGACCAUCUACACUGACCAACCACCGGGCACAUCUUUGGUAUUCUCUGUGCCAAUUUCCGUCGAAAAUUAUCGAAAAAACUCAAAAAAUCCGGUGAUUUCCCCGAUUUCCCAAGUGCCCGACAUGUUUUCCAUUGUGCCACGUGGCGAAAAAUCAAUCGAUAUUCUAUUGACACGGAAUCUGGAGUCAGAAGACGUCAGGAGGCAUGUCUUCUAUCUUGGAGCAUUUACUGAGGAUUCAGGAGAUGUGGCGGCCCAAACCAAAGUGAUCAUCGACGUCGCGGAUUCUGGAGACGUCAAUUUUCUUCUGGAGUCAAAGAAGUCGACGGUGACUUUUGGAGAAAAGAUUCCAGCGAAUUCGACGGUUUUUGAUGUGAAAAAGAGAAACGUGUCGGAACCCCUGCAUUUCCACCUCUCCCAACCGUCCCGUUUCUUCCAAAUCGAUCAAUUCUCGGGUCGCGUGUCAACUACCGUACUCCCCGUGGGUUACGGUAUCUAUCAUAUCCACGUGGUCGCCCGGAACAGUCGGAAACAGCACUCCGACGCCUGGCUGGAAAUCGUCGUCAGGAGGAUAUCGAGGAAUACGACGAAUUCAGAUGAGAUUCAGAAGACGUCACGGUCACGACGUCAUCUGGAUGAUUUGAUAUUCAGAAUCAAGGAGAAUUCGACGAGAGACGAGAUUGAGAACAAGAAAAUGAGAAUUCCCCUAUUCCCUGGCGAAACGAUCGGUGAGAUCACCGUGGCGAAAGAGUGGCUGAAAAUCGAUGACGAUGGAAAAAUCAAUAUUCUGAAAGCGUUGAAUUUCGAAAAAAUGAGUUCCAUCAUUGCGACGGUGCCGAUUAAUGGAUUGCAGAGUAGCCGCACCCAGACGAUUCGAAUCCAUGUGGAAGAUGUCGACGAACCGCCCAGUUUUGUGAAUUCUCCGCUUCCUAUGCUCGCCGUGGUCCCUCUGAAUCCAACAAUCGGACGGAUUGUCUAUCAAUUUGUGGCACGCGAUGAGAAUGGAGAUGGCGAUUCGAAUGUUCUGUACAAGGAGAUCGAUGUGAUUCCCGCGGGUUCGUUCUCAGUCGAUUCGAAAUCUGGAGUCGUCCGUACUGGAUGGAGUAAAUAUGAAAGAGGAGAGACAUACCGUAUCUCAGUACAAGCAAUCGAUAUGACACCCACUGACAACUCGACAUCUCAACUAUCGGAAGUGGCGAUUCUCGAGAUUCUAGCUGAUGAACGGCCGCCGCAAUUCGCGAAACAAGAGUACGAGGUGACGGUGUCCGAAGAUAAUUUGGUGGAUUAUAGUGUGGUCGACGUGAAAGCGCAAUCAUUUCGAAGCAUCGAGGACGGUCGUUCGAAGGGACCCAUCAUCUACUCCCUCGAAGGAGACACCCCAGACGAAACGAAAUGGUUUCGAAUCAAUCCGUCAACAGGGAUAGUUCAUUUAACAAGACAACUCGACUACGACGAUCAAUCCCUUCCGAAACAACAUCAACUGAAAGUGACUGCUCGAGAGGACAACCGAGAGAGCCACGUGGCAUUGACUAUUCGGAUUGAUGACGUCAAUGACAAUAUUCCAAUGUUCACUCGUCCACUGUAUACUGCUCAAGUCAGGGAGGAUAUCCCGCUGAAUCAGACUAUUUUGAAAGUGACCGCCAUCGACAAGGACUCUGGCGACAACUCUCGUAUCACUUACUCCCUGGACAACCAGAAUUUCUCAAUCAACGAGAACGGAGAGAUCAGUGCAAAAGUCCGUUUAGACGCCGAUCAAUUCAACGAACGACACUUUGUCUACCGUUUCAAUGUGACCGCCCGUGAUCACGGACACACGAAUCAGUUGGAAAGUACGGCGAUGGUACAUAUCCGGACGGAGAAUACGAAUGAUGAAAGUGCGGUUUUCUUGCCGACCAGUCAGUAUACUGCAUUCGUGGCCGAGGAUGCACAGGGAGGGACUCCCGUUAUUCAAAUACAGGCCCGAGACGCAGACCGUGACGAAGUGACCUACUCGUUCCUUGACAAAAACGAGCGUUCCACUCAAACCAUGAAUCUAUUCACAAUCGAUCAACACACGGGACUCGUCAAGUUGAGACAUGGAGUGUCUCCAGUCGAUUUGGCUGAAACACCAAAUCCCAUCAAUCUGACUGUAAUUGUACAGGACGACGGGAGUUGUUGUGUCUAUCCGUCGAAGACUCAUGCUUCGUAUGCCACGUUGUUAAUUGGGAUUGAGGAUGUCAAUAAUAAUAAACCAGAGUUUCCAGACUGCGCCCGUUACUCAGAAAUCGCUAAAAUCCAGGAAGGAACCUACAAAUCCGACCCUCCAACCAUUGUGAAAGUGGAGGCGACAGAUGAUGACUCGUCAGCCAACGGUGAUAUUGUAUACUCUCUGUAUUAUACUCAAUCGGAGAGUCGGAAAGCGUUCGUCAUCGAUCGGCAUACUGGAAUACUCACACCUUCUCCACAUGUUGUGUUUGAUAGGGAGACAAGGCCACGGGAGGAUGUUACUGUCAAAGCAACCGACCGCGGCGACCGUCCGCUCAUUGGUUUCUGUCAAUUCUCGGUGGAAGUUGUGGACGUGAAUGACAAUUCUCCACAGUUCGAACGUCCCUCCUACGAGACAUCUGUCUCCCGGUUUGAAUCUAUCGGAACCUCUGUGAUUACUGUAUUCGCGUUUGAUAACGAUGCAGCACACAAUGCGGAAAUCUCCUAUUCUUUGGAGGUGGACUCUACGGCAGGCGAAGAGCAUCAAAACGACAUUGAUUUCUUUGAACUCGUAAAUCGCCGAUCCGGAGAGAUCACCCUGAUCAAAUCGAUUCCAAUGAAGACUCAAAAGUUUAUUUUCAACGUGAUAGCCGACGAUAACGGAAUGCCGGAUGCCCUUCAAUCGACCGCCCAAGUCGUUUUAAACGUUUUGGACAAACAACAGAAAGCACCGAAAUGGCAACUAUCACCAGACUGCAAAUCAGUGAUUACUGUAGCCGAGAACGUGGAAAUGAAUAAAGUGAUAUUGAGAUGUCGGGCGGUUUCAUCUGGAGACUCGAAGAAGAAAAGUGACGUCAUCUAUAAAUUGACGGCGUCGGCUGGAGGACAGGGCCAAUCGAAAGCCGAGUCGAAAUUCCGACAGUUUAAUAAAUUUGAGAAUGGAAACGAGUGGGUUGAGGUGGCGAUUAUGGAGGGAUUGGAUUACGAGCAGGUCAACAAUUACACGUUGACACUCACGGCUACGGACAUGACAUCCCACGUGGCAUCUACGAAGACAUUCGUCGUUGAAGUGAUGGACGUGAACGACGUGGUUCCCCAAUUCACAGUUGACUUGUUCACGGGAACAAUUGAUGAAGAAAUGACACCGAAUGAGUAUUUGGAGAGAACCCAAGGAAAACCGAUUGUUACUGUGAAAGCAAUCGAUACGGAUUCCGAUGGUCCCCAGAAUGAAGUACACUAUCGGAUAGUCGGUGAAGCGAAUGGAGAAGAGACGAAACACUUUCGAAUUGACGAGUUGACCGGAGAAAUAUUCCCCAAUGAAAAAUUCGACCGCGAAAAAGUUGAUAUGUAUAUUCUCACUGUGGAGGCAAGCGAUCGGUCGGUUUCAGCAUUGCCAGGAGCAAAUGGACCGAAUAAAGACAACGUAAAAGUGCAAAUUGUGAUAAACGACGUGAACGACAAUGCUCCAUCGUUCGAAGAGUCCAAAUAUAUUGGACGUGUGAAGGAAUCAGAAGGGGAGGGACAUGACGUCAUCACUAUCAAGGCACACGAUUUGGAUAAACAUUCCAACCUUCGCUACCAUCUAAUCGGCGCCGGUGGCGGCCGUAUUCCAUUCGGAGUCCGUACUGAUUCUGGAACAAUCUUUGUGAAAGAACCCCUGGAUUUCGAGUCAUCCGACCAAUAUCAUCUCAUCCUAAUCGCCUCGGACGGGCGGCACAAUGCGACAACAAACGUGUACAUUCAUAUAGAAGACGUGAAUGACAACGCCCCGCAAUUCGAGCAAUUAAAAUACGCGACUACAGUAAUCGAAGAGGACGUGGACGUGCCAAAAGUGUUGUUCAAUGUGAGGGCAACGGAUGCGGAUCAGGAUGAGAAAUCGAGUCGAAUAGUGUAUCGAUUGGAGGGACAAGGGGCUGAUGAGGUGUUCCGGAUUGGAAAGUAUUCGGGGACCAUCGAGUUGGUGAGACCUCUUGAUAGAGACCCACCGACUGGCGUGCCUUCGUGGAAUUUCGUUGUGCAGGCGAUAGAUGAUGAUGGAAAUGGUCUGGUAGGAUAUGCGGAUGUGCAGGUGAAUGUGAGGGAUAUCAAUGACAAUUCACCGAUAUUCCCGGAGCGUCUGUAUGGAUUCAUUGAGGAGAAUCGGGAGCCUAUUCACUCGGAAGGUGUCUAUUUCAUGGAUGUACAGGCCCGUGACUUCGAUGAUCCAACGACAGAGAAUGCGAACAUUGAAUAUGGAAUCGUCAGAAAUAAACUGAUAAAUGGAGAACCUGUAUUCCGGAUAGAUCAGAAUACGGGAAAGAUAUUUGCAAUGCGUUCUUUGGACCGAGAGAUCAGUUCAGAGAGGGAAUUCAUUAUAGAAGUUCGAGCAAAUGAUAGAGGAGUUCCGUCGAGAGAGGGAUUCGCGAAUGUCACUAUUAAAGUGACUGAUAUGAAUGAUAAUGCACCGUUCUUCGAGAAGACCCGUUACGAAGGCUCAGUCGACGAGACCGCCCCAAUCGGUGCAGCCGUAAUGAGUUUCUCCGCAUUCGACGCUGAUGAGGAGGCUAAAGACAACGUGUUCACUUAUCAGUUGGCAGAGGAAUCCGAGUAUUUUUAUGUGACAACUGAUAAGGAUUCAAAACAGUCUUCGGUGGGAGUACUCAGAGUUAAACAGAUCCCAUCACGGCUUAGACUAGUUUUGUAG
Molecule: messenger RNA, 5256 nt
Organism: Caenorhabditis remanei
Lineage: Eukaryota; Metazoa; Nematoda; Chromadorea; Rhabditida; Rhabditidae
Exons: 24
Coding region: 1-5256 (1751 amino acids)
Biological process (GO): homophilic cell-cell adhesion
Cellular component (GO): cell-cell junction; plasma membrane
Molecular function (GO): calcium ion binding
Source: RefSeq, a predicted model, not a curated record